Messenger RNA from Nycticebus coucang (slow loris), 2445 nucleotides. RefSeq names its product ADAM metallopeptidase domain 7 (gene ADAM7). Gene Ontology annotation, molecular function: metalloendopeptidase activity. Lineage: Eukaryota; Metazoa; Chordata; Mammalia; Primates; Lorisidae. The record is from RefSeq and is a predicted model, not a curated record. Bases 44 to 2422 code for a protein of 792 amino acids. Gene Ontology annotation, cellular component: plasma membrane. The transcript has 23 exons. Gene Ontology annotation, biological process: proteolysis.
CUUUUCUCAAACGCUGUCUCCUCUGUUACCAGAAUCAUUCAGCAUGCUUUCCGGAUGGAUAAUUUCAAUGAUUUUACUCAUUUCUCAGAUUAAAGAAAAGGUAGUCCCUGGAAUACAGGGUCAAGAAGUGGUUCAUCCUAAAAGGCUUCCUCGGCUACAGAAGCGAGAUGUCGGACACAGCCAUGAGGGUGGCAUACCGGAAACAUAUGAAGAAGAACUCUUGUAUGAAAUAAAACUAAAUAGAAAAAGCUUAAUACUUCACCUUCUAAGGUCAAGGGAGUUCUUAGGCUCAAAUUACAGUGAAACAUACUACUCCCUAAGAGGAGAGGCACUCAUCAAGCAUCCUCAGAUCAUGGAUCACUGUUUCUAUCAGGGAGCCAUCAUGCACGAGUAUGAUUCUGCUGCCAGUAUCAGCACAUGUAACGGUCUCAGGGGAUUUUUCAGAGUAAAUGACCAAAGGUACCUCAUUGAACCAGUGAAAUACUCAGAGGAGAGAGAACAUCUGGUGUUCAAAUACAACCCGAGGAUGCCAUAUGCUGCCAAUUUUUCUUGUGCAGAGGUCAAUUUCACCAGGAAAACUGUUUCAGGGGAUACUAUAUCCAAGGAAGACUCCAAAACGAAAAACAUCCGUAAGAAAAACUAUGUUGAACUGUUCAUUGUAGCUGAUGAUAACAUGUAUCGCAGGAAUAGUCAUCCUCACAAUAAACUAAGGAGCCGAAUUUGGGGAAUGGUCAAUUUUGUCAACAUGAUUUAUAAAACCUUGAACAUUCACGUGACACUGGUUGGCAUAGAAGUGUGGACAAACGGGGAUAAAAUAGUACAACAUUCAAAUAUAGAAACCACCUUACUGCGUUUUUCAACUUGGCAAGAAACAUUCCUUAAACCGAGGAAGAAUUUUGAUCAUGUUUUCUUACUCAGCGGCAAGUGGCUCUACACCAAUGCACAAGGAAUUUCUUACCCAGGGGGAAUGUGCCUGCCCUAUCGUUCCUCCAGUGUCAUUAAGGAUCUCUUACCUGACAUAAAUAUAGUUGCAAACAGAAUGGCACAUCAGCUGGGACAUAACCUUGGGAUGCAGCAUGACAAGUUUCCAUGCACCUGUCCUUUUGGCAAAUGUGUGAUGGAUACCAGUGGAAGCAUUCCUGCACUAAAAUUCAGUAAAUGCAGCCAAAACCAAUAUCACCAAUACCUGAAGGAUUACAAGCCAGCAUGUAUGGGCAACAUUCCAUAUCCUGGCAAGUUCCCUGAUUUCCCAUACUGCGGAAACAAGAAGUUGGAUGAGGGAGAAGAGUGUGACUGUGGCCCUGUUCAGGAGUGCACUAAUCCUUGCUGUGAUGCACACAGAUGUAUAUUGAAGCCAGGAUUUACUUGUGCAGAAGGAGAAUGCUGUGAAUUUUGUCAGAUUAAAAAAGCAGGGUCCACAUGCAGACCAGCAAAAAAUGAAUGUGAUUUUCCUGAAGUGUGCACCGGCCACUCCCAUGAAUGUCCUAAGGACCAAUUCCACGUCAAUGGAUUUCCCUGCAAGAACGCAGAAGGCUACUGCUUCAUGGGCAAAUGUCCCACACGUGAUGAUCAGUGCUCUGACCUAUUUGAUGACGGGGCCAAAGAAAGCCAUGAUAUGUGCUACAAAAUGAAUAAAAAGGGAAAUAAAUUUGGAUACUGCAAAACCCAGGAAAACCGAUUCAUUCCCUGCGAAGAUAAAGAUGUCAAGUGUGGGAAGCUAUACUGUGCUGGGGGACAUCGUUCAUCUCUCCAUGGAGAAGACAAGCUCUAUCACCUCAAAACCCCAAAGAAGAGUGGCUGGAAUGCCACCAUCAAAUGCAAAACCAUGUUUUUAUACCACAAUUCUGAAGACGUUGGCUUAGUUGCCGUUGGAACAAAAUGUGGAGAUGGAAUGGUAUGCAACAAUGGUGAAUGUGUGAACAACGAAAAGGUCUACAAUUCAACAAACUGCCACUCUCAAUGUGAUAAAAAUGAGGUGGAUGACCACGAGUGCCAGUGUGAGGAAGAGCAGACACCUGUGGACUGGGAAGAAACCUUUAACGUUACCAAUAUCGUCAUCUUGGUGACUGUGCUUGUUCUGGUUUUUAUCGGUGUUGGAAUCGUCACAUUAUUAAUUCGGUACCAAAAAUGUAUUAGGUUGAAGCAAAUUCAAAGCCCACCUAGAGAAAUGCUGGGAGUGGAGAAUAAAGGAUACUUUGGUGAUGAGAAACAGAUACGGACGGAGCCAAUCUUGCCAGAUAGUCAUCCCCUGUCUCAGAAAACCACUGAGCCCUUGGAGAACCUUCCGACCAAUUUUUCAAGUCCUCACUACAUCACACUGAAACCUACAAGUAAAGAUUCAAGAAGAAUCACAGACCCCAAUCAAAGCACCGAUGUGAACUUGAAAUUGGAUAUCCAAAGUGGCUGUGCGAGGCUAGGUUGAGGAGUCUGGAUGCAAGAUCUUCC